AUGCCUGGAGCGAUAUCUGUGCAAUCUCAAAAGCUGAUUCGUAAGAGGUGUUGUUUCACAUCCCUCCCCAUAGCAUGGCUUAUCGAACGCCAGGUUAUAUCCAAGAACUAUAUAAAGUCCAUGGAAUACAUCUCGAAGAAGAUUGAUGAGUUUGCACAAUCCUCGCCCGAAAAGAUCAAAAGUAUUGAACUCAAGCCAGUUCGGUAUUUUUACGCGUUGGACGUCCUUAAAUACUUGGAAGAAACAGACACAGCAAAGGACAUUUUUGGACGUGCAAGUGCUUCCGUUCGGGAUCUGCAGCGUAAAGUAACAGAUUUUACUGCGACCCAGCACUCCAAAGAAUUUGAACUUGAACGAUUUUGUAAGGAGUUCGACAUCAAGGACGAGCACGCACGCCUUCAGCUUCUGGAAAAAGCCAGCACUCUUCCGGGUAUCCUAAGUGAUUACGUCGAAAGCCUGAAACUCCUUGAACCUUGUAGUAGUGAUAACAAAGGUAGUCGUCAGGUCUGCCCAACCCUCCGAUUGCUAAUCAAUUCUGGUCAUGUCACUGUCUAUCAGUGGCGUACAGGUCAUGCUCCAAGUAGUGUGGGUGAAAGCGAUGAUUGUCUGCUCAAAAUGAUUGAACUGGAGAAAAAGGCAAUCGAAGCUGAGGCAGCAGAAGCUCUGAAUGAAGACCAAGAAAUUGAUUUUGCAGAUCUGGACGCGGAGGGCGAGACUGACUUAGCUGACAUUGACUUUGGCACAGACUUGCUCAGUGGUAUCGACAUUGUCGACUUGUCAAAAGCUGCAGAUGAAGAUGUUUCAAGUCAGCCAGCUAGCAAAGCGAAAACGGUGGCUACGGGGGCCGAUGCGCGUCUUCUGCUGGACUCCACGAUGGGCCGAAACGCCCUCAUAAAUGAUCUAGAAGAGUUAUCUGCCUUCCUGCUUCGUAUCAGAGAAAAUCUUAUUGAAUUUCAAGCUGCUGAUUUUCAUUUGCCUGAGGUGAAGAAGCAGAAGGCUGGUGGUCUGAACAUUGAUUCAAUAGCGCCAAUCUACCAACAAAUAAUGCUUGACGCGCCUGCCGAAGUUAGGUCAAAGACUCUUGAAGAUGUUGAUUCCAUGUCCUCAGCUGUUCAGAGAGCUUUCAGUAUGAUAACUAACGAGACAAUAACUCAUCUCUCAUUGUUGCGUCUCAAGCCAAGCUAUCUGGAGCGUCUCAUCUGCAUGAUACAAGACCUGCAUCAGCAGGUCAAUCGGUCGCGUGCUCGUGUCGCCGAAUUGAAAGCCUCUGUACAGCAGGCGAGCGAAGAACUGGACAAACUGCACAACGAAAUGACUCAGUGUCUGCAAGAGCGUGGACAGCUUGUUACCUAUUUGGAGAAGGAGCUUUCAAAGUUGUAUGACAGGGAUAUUAAGCUCGUCGGUGCAGCGAUUGCUAUUGGGAGUGCAGACUGUAAGUGCGGUCGUCCGUUGGGUGGUGCUGUUCGCCUGUCGUACGCGGCAUUGAGUCGUAGACAGCCGAAGGCCCGUCAGGUGGGGUAA
Hydatigera taeniaeformis is the source of this 1521-nucleotide messenger RNA. The record is from the annotation of a GenBank genome assembly. NCBI's taxonomy places the organism in Eukaryota, Metazoa, Platyhelminthes, Cestoda, Cyclophyllidea, Taeniidae.